Herpailurus yagouaroundi (jaguarundi) is the source of this 3004-nucleotide messenger RNA. RefSeq names its product solute carrier family 5 member 2 (gene SLC5A2). Gene Ontology annotation, molecular function: D-glucose:sodium symporter activity. Gene Ontology annotation, cellular component: plasma membrane. Bases 814 to 2760 code for a protein of 648 amino acids. Gene Ontology annotation, biological process: sodium ion transport; transmembrane transport. Lineage: Eukaryota; Metazoa; Chordata; Mammalia; Carnivora; Felidae. The transcript has 12 exons. The record is from RefSeq and is a predicted model, not a curated record.
GGACUCUAGGGAUGAAUCUGAUCAUUUCCUGCUUGUGAGUAGUCUCUAGUCUGCUGGGAAGACAGACCUGGACCCAUAUGAGGACAACACAAUGUGCUCAGAACUGUAUCAGAAAAGUCAGAGAAUUCUUUCCUGAAGAGUUGACAUGGGCUGGAUACUGAAGGCUACCACUUGAGAGUUAGGAGUGAGCCCUUUGGGAGGCAAGAAGGCACUGUAAGCAGAAAGCACAGCUUAGGCAAAAGUUUGGGUGUGUGAAAAUACAUGGGCUGGGCAGGGCAAGAGAGGUGGAGGGAAAUAUGAUUUCACUCUAUGUUUGGUAUAGAGGACCAAGGGGAGGGGUGGGCAGGAGUCAGGGUGUGACAGGCCUUGAACAUCAGGCUAAAGAGUUCCUACUUCCUUCCUAGUAUGAUGGGGAACUGGGAAGGGUUUCUAAGCAGGGGAGUGACACUGUCAGAUUUGGGUUUGAAAGUGAUCCCUCUGGAUUAGUCAGAAUCAGGAGAUUGGCUCAGCCCUACUCCCUAGAUCAAGGCUGAAGGGUGAGCAAUUUUAGGGGAUGAAAGGAGAGAUUUUGCGUUUGGGGCACUGGGGCAGGGAUGGGAGCUAAGGCCCAGGAAAGAGUGCUCCUGAACUUGAAAGUGACCAACUCCACUAGAUGAGCUUUCGGCCUUGAUGUGACCUGACUCAGCUAAAUGAAGCUGGGGAGGGGAGAAAAGACCUGGGGGAGUUGUCGGCUCACUGCUCCUGAGGUAACCAUUAAUCCCUCUCCUGGGGAAAUCCAGGGGCUGGUCCCUAGAGGGACAGAUCCUAGGCAGAAUGGAGGAACACAUGGAGGCAGGCUCCGCACCAGGACUGGGAAACCAGAGGGUCCUAAUUAACAACCUUGCUGACAUCCUGGUCAUUGCUGCUUAUUUCCUGCUGGUCAUUGGUGUCGGCUUGUGGUCCAUGUGCAGAACCAACAGAGGCACCGUUGGCGGCUACUUCCUCGCGGGACGAAGCAUGGUGUGGUGGCCGGUCGGGGCCUCUCUCUUUGCCAGCAACAUCGGCAGUGGCCACUUUGUGGGCCUCGCAGGGACCGGUGCUGCAAGCGGCUUGGCUGUGGCUGGAUUUGAGUGGAAUGCGCUGUUCGUGGUGCUAUUGCUCGGCUGGCUCUUCGCGCCCGUGUACCUGACUGCGGGUGUUAUUACCAUGCCACAGUACCUGCGCAAGCGCUUCGGAGGCCAUCGUAUUCGCCUCUACCUGUCAGUGCUCUCGCUUUUUCUGUACAUCUUCACCAAGAUUUCGGUGGACAUGUUCUCCGGGGCAGUAUUCAUUCAACAGGCUCUGGGCUGGAACAUCUAUGCCUCCGUCAUUGCCCUUCUGGGCAUCACCAUGAUCUACACUGUGACAGGAGGGCUGGCAGCGCUGAUGUACACGGAUACUCUGCAGACUUUCGUCAUUCUUGGCGGGGCCUUCGUCCUCAUGGGUUACGGUACGGAGCUCAACCAGUGGGGGAGGGGCACGGAGGUUGCAAGUUGCAGAGUUCUCCACCUGGGAGCAGAGGCAGCGCAUGUGGGUCCUAGGGAGGGCCUUGGCGUGGGCCCCAGGUCCCCUGACAGCCUUGCCCUCACAGCCUUCCACGAGGUGGGCGGGUAUUCGGGGCUUUUCGACAAAUACUUGGGGGCAAUGACGUCGCUGACGGUUUCUGAGGAUCCGGCUGUGGGCAACAUCUCGAGUUCCUGCUAUCGACCCCGGCCCGACUCCUACCACCUGCUCCGGGACGCUGUGACAGGGGACUUGCCGUGGCCUGCACUGCUCCUGGGUCUUACCAUCGUCUCAGGCUGGUACUGGUGCAGUGACCAGGUCAUUGUGCAGCGCUGUCUGGCCGGGAAGAACCUGACUCACAUCAAGGCGGGCUGCAUACUGUGCGGCUACUUGAAGCUGAUGCCCAUGUUCCUCAUGGUCAUGCCAGGCAUGAUCAGCCGCAUUCUUUAUCCGGAUGAGGUGGCGUGCGUGGUGCCCGAGGUGUGUAAGCGUGUGUGCGGUACUGAGGUGGGCUGCUCCAACAUUGCCUACCCGCGGCUGGUCGUGAAACUCAUGCCCAAUGGUUUGCGUGGACUCAUGCUGGCGGUCAUGCUGGCUGCGCUCAUGUCCUCACUGGCCUCCAUCUUUAACAGCAGCAGCACGCUUUUCACCAUGGAUAUCUACAUGCGCCUGCGGCCCCACGCAGGGGACCGUGAGCUGCUGCUAGUAGGACGGCUCUGGGUGGUGUUUAUUGUGGCUGUGUCAGUGGCCUGGCUACCCGUGGUGCAGGCAGCGCAGGGAGGGCAGCUCUUUGAUUACAUCCAGGCAGUGUCCAGCUACCUGGCGCCACCUGUGUCUGCUGUCUUUGUGCUGGCGCUCUUUGUGCCCCGUGUCAAUGAGAAGCUCCACCGCCUGGUUUUCAGUCUACGGCACAGCAAGGAGCAGCGGGAGGACCUGGAUGCCGAUGAGCUAGAAGGUUCAACUUCACCCCCUGUACAGAAUGGAUGUCCUGAACAUGCAGUGGAGAUGGAGGAGCCCCAGUCCCCAACACCGGGCAUGUUCCGCCGGUGCCUGCUCUGGUUCUGUGGAAUGAGCAGGAGUGGGGCAGGUAGUCCCCCAGCCCCUACCCAGGAGGAAGUGGCUGCAGCAGCCAGGCGGCUGGAGGACAUCAGUGAGGACUCGAGUUGGGCCCGUGUGGUCAACUUCAAUGCCCUGCUAAUGAUGGCCGUGGCCACGUUCCUCUGGGGCUUUUAUGCCUGAGGCCAACCGUGUUGGACACCAUGAGCCACUGCCAGGGCAGGGCUCAGCUUCACAAUGAAUGGGAGUGGGAAGCCUGCAGUGGUGAGAAGGGAGUAGGGCAGGGAGAGGGAGGGGGAAGGCCCUGGUUCCCUUUCUCUCCACUGCCAGGGGCCCAGUCUACCUGACUGGCAGUCAUAGCCCAUGAGGCCUUGGCCAAACUGCCACAGCAGUUCCCCUAAGCAAAAAUAAAGCUGCUGUUCCCACA